AUGUAUACAUCCAGAAGCACCAAUGAAUGGAUCCUCGGUGGGUUGAUGGCUACCCAGGCAAUCAUUAUUUUCACCAUUGAAAUCUUUAUCCUUGUGGAAUGGCAACUAUGGAUGCGCCCACAGGCCAUUCAAGUCACCCCCUCAUACAUCGUCCCUGUUGACGCUGCAAUCAUAUGGUUUGCCUGCACCUAUGAAUUCUUACUCUCUGUCGACGCUAUGCGUCACAAGAACAACAUCCUACUAUUCGCCACCUGCGUCAGUAAUGUUUUCGCCAUGGCCUUCGCGGCCAUGCAGUAUCCGGCCAUGAAGGGCUUCUGCGAUUCCAUGCCUAAACAGCGGGCCAUGUAUGAUAUACCGGUGGUAGACAUCAGUAGAAACAUCUGGCCGCAAAUCUGA
Aspergillus affinis is the source of this 396-nucleotide messenger RNA. RefSeq lists its product as uncharacterized. Gene Ontology annotation, cellular component: Golgi apparatus. The transcript is spliced from 2 exons. The record is from RefSeq and is a predicted model, not a curated record. Bases 1 to 396 code for a protein of 131 amino acids. NCBI's taxonomy places the organism in Eukaryota, Fungi, Ascomycota, Eurotiomycetes, Eurotiales, Aspergillaceae.